UGAACAUGGUAAUUCAGUACGCAUUGUUAUUCUUUAUAAUCGGCGUGCUAGCAGAAAUCUUCAUUUACUAUCGAUUGAAAACCAGGCGACGACUACAAGCUGCAGUCACUUUUGCCGCCCAAGAGAAUGCUCAAAAUUGAACAGGAUCAUUACUUCAAAAAAGGCGGAAUAAUUAAUAUAUUUAUAUUUACACGAUUUUAUAUUAUUUACAAAUAAGAUAAAAAAUAUUGUAGCUAUUGUAAUAAGUUAUACAGUCCACUAAUAAUCAUUUCUUUCCCUCGGCAAUAUGUUCAAAUAUCAUUGAACAUGCUUAUUUAUCAGCAAAGCCGAAAUUCUACUAAAUACAAAUAUCUGUUUAUAUAUUAAUAAACAUAUAUAUGUACAUACAUAAUGCAUUUACAUGCAAUGCGCAUGCAAUAAAAACAAAAAUGCAUAGGGACACAUGUCAUAAAUUUAGAGAAGAGAUAAGAUUAUCAUACACACACAUAUGUAUCAAAACAACCCCAUGUCAAGCAGCAAUAAACAAUAUGCUGCAAUACAUAUAAUAUACACACAUACGCAUAUAUUUAGAUAGAUAAGAUAGUUUUACAAAUUGUAUAUAAGCAAGAAAAAUACGAAAUAAAGAUCAGAUUUGAAAGAAAAUCUCAAUCGAAAACAUUCCUUUUAUUUACAAAUUUUACUUCCCCCCACCAGUGGUAAGGGGUAAAAGAAGAAUUAAAAGGAAAUAUUUCAAAUAAAGGAGCCGUUAGCUAUCAUUUAUUGCCCCCCACCCGAGGUAAGGAAUAAGUGAAGCAAAACGCUUAACCUUUAUCAAUAUAUAUUUGGUCCAAUCGAGCCUAAAAAAAAAAAAAAAGAGCUCAGCCAAAAUUAAAGAAGCCCUGUUAUUAAUACAAAUACAGGCAAAAUUAAAUUGUAAGACGGGUGUAUAUUCCCGCAUUAAAACCGAUCGCAUAAGCCGUUUUAGCAGAGACUAAACGCAGUGAUCUAACUGCUAUCCAAAAAAUAUUCAGCGGCUGUGAGUCGAGGCACAGCAAGGUCAACUAGGCGACCAAAUCAAAUACCUCCAACGAUUUCUUUGGAGAAAAGCAAGCAGUUCAUCAAUAAAUAGGAGAAGUUUUGCGAAAAAAUUCUCGAAAUGGGUAUAAACAGAAAGAAAAUUCUGGAUGCCCAGGCAGAUUUAGCCGAAAAAGUGUUGUCCACAUCCAACACUAUUUCAGGAAAGGCAUUAAAGAAAGCAAAAAUUGAAGAAAACAUUAAAAUUCUUGAAAAGUACCAAAAAGAAUUCGAUACCAACCACGAAAAGUUAAUGGCAGAUGGCAUAGGAGAAGAAGAUUACUUCAAGAAGAAUGAAUACAAUAACACUAUGAUUAAAAUCGAAGAGCCAAUCAAUGCAUUAAAGAUGAGCAUUUUAAAAGAUAAGCCUCUAGUCGAAUUUGAUCGGCAAAUUGAAACAGUUCAAAUACGAUGCACUAAUCCAGAUCAAAAAACUUCCAUAUUCAUGAGGAAAAUUGAAAACCUCAGAAGAAAAAUGGAAGAUCUAAGCAUGGAACUAACGAUUGACAACGAUCAAAUAAAAGGCUUAGACUGCUUAUUCAAUGACAUCCAAAAUCUAAAAAGCAAAUUAGAUUUUAAUGUUGAAAUUGAAGACAUAUUCGAAAAAAUAUGUGACGAAUAUUACGAAGAUCUUCAGAAUUUAAAAAGGAAAUUAAAAAAAGAAGAGCCUAAAAUUUCUUUUCACCCUAACUUUGAAGAAAGAAAAAUAAUAAAAAUUCCAACAUUUUAUGGCGAUAUUAAGGAAUGGGCCAAUUUUUACAACGUGUUUCAAGUUAUCGUACAUGACAACGAGCAGAUGCCGAACAUAGAAAAAAUGCUGCGUCUUCGUCAAUGCUUAAAAGGCGAAGCUGCACGAGUAAUACAGCAUUUUCAAAUUUCGUCGAAAAAUUAUGAAGCUGCAUGGAGUCAACUUAAGAAAAUGUACGACAAUCAGCCAAUUCUGUUCAUCAUACCAAAAUUAUCUACAACUGCGACGAAACUAAUUAAUGCAGUGCAAAAUAUUGAAGACGAAAAACUAAUAACAGUUCGAUCACUCCCUCUAUCUUCUGUUGAGGAAAAAACAACAGAAAUAAUAGAGGAAGAUAAAAAAGAAAAUGAAUUUGAAGAAGAAUUCUUUGAAGAAUUACAUAAACCUUCAAAAACUGAGGAAUCUUACAAUCUCAUAUCUUUUCCGGCAGGCUCACAUUUUGGAAAAAUGUGGGAAAAUGAAGUCCAGGUUAAAUCGUUUGAAGACGAAACUGAAGUAGCUGAUCAUAUUUUGGAAGAUGAUGCUAAAACACAGAAGGAAGAUUUUACUACUUCACAAAAAUACAUAAAGGAAAAAUGCACCGAUGCAGAAGGUGAUAAUACCGGCAGGAAUUCAGCGCCAAAGAGUACAAAAACGGUUGCAGCUUUGAAGGACACAAGAACAUCCAAGGGUGGAUCCAGCAGCAUUAAGGACGAACGCCAAUGCAGCAAGCCCGAUGAAGAUAAAUCAAAGAGAAAAGAUGAGAAGUCCGGCGACAAAAAGGAUAAAGACAUUAGUGAACAAAAAUCAUCUUCAAACAAGACUUCGCAGAAGGAUGACAAAGUGAAUACAUCUACAAAAUUGUCGUCCAAAGGAAAGCAGACAAAACCUUCACGUAAUCUUUUGGUAUCGGGGUUAUCUUCAUUAACGAGAGCCAGUGAUCUGAAAACUAUAUUUUCUAAAUAUGGCAAAGUUAUCGGAGCCAAGGUGGUCACCAACUCCCGAACUCCGGGAACACGUUGUUAUGGCUACGUAACAAUGUCAUCAUCGUCGGAUACCAGUCGUAGUGUCGCCAAAAGACGUGUGGAUACAACAAAAAAAGAUGAAGACAAGAAGAUACGAGACACAACUUCUAAGACGAGAGACGACAAACAAACUAUUGAUACAAAGGACGAUGCAUCAAAGAAACCUGAAGUGGAGAAAGAUAAGCAACGCGAUAAAGAAAUCCUUUUCCAGGACCAUAAUAAAAAAGACGUAAGUAAAACUAUCGAAAUAGCCGAAAUAGAUCCAGUUGGAAAAGCGGAUGUAGUAACAACCAUUUGGGAGUUACUAAUACCAUGGCAGCUUGCGUUAACAAACGAAACGUCGAUUACAAUCUGCGGUUGGAAGUCACUUUUGUCGCCCAGGAGAAUGUUCAAAAAUGAACAUG
Bactrocera neohumeralis is the source of this 3209-nucleotide messenger RNA. RefSeq lists its product as uncharacterized. NCBI's taxonomy places the organism in Eukaryota, Metazoa, Arthropoda, Insecta, Diptera, Tephritidae. The transcript has a single exon. Gene Ontology annotation, molecular function: sequence-specific DNA binding; RNA binding. Gene Ontology annotation, cellular component: nucleus. Gene Ontology annotation, biological process: regulation of transcription by RNA polymerase II; regulation of mRNA processing. The record is from RefSeq and is a predicted model, not a curated record. The annotation marks the transcript as partial.